GGCAGGCUGGGAAGGGGACUCCAAAAUGGACAACCACCGGGAUGCUCCAGGCAAGGCCAGCCGGUGGUUCGGCUCUUCCCAGUCCAAGGCGGCCAAGACGAGCGUGAACAUCCUGCAGCAGGAGGAGCUCAUCGCCCAGAAAAAGCGGGAGAUCGAGGCCCGGCUGGAGCAGCAGGCGAGGCAGAACUCCCUGAGCAUCCCCCAGCUCCCGCUGCUCGGAGACGAUGACGGAUCCGAAAGCGACGCCUCCGUGUCCAACAAGUUUGUGAACGAUGGGAGCUUCCUGCAGCAGUUCCUCAAGCUCCAGAAGGAAAAGUCAAGUGCUGGUAGCCCGCCCCCCAGCUCCGCUCCGGCCCCGAGCAGCGGGAGCAGCGGGAGCAGCGGGAAGCGGCUCCCCGGGAAGCGGCAGCUCCUGAGCCGGAUGCUGCACCAGGCACGGAGCCUCCCCCAGCCCCGGCCCGGGCCUGCCCUGCCCCUGCCCCGCCCCAGCGUCUUCCAGGGCCCCGACGAGGAGGAGGACGAGGACUACGAGCAGUGGCUGGAGAUCAAAGUUUUACCCCCAGAGGAUGCGGAGACCCGGGAGGUGGUGGAAAAGCUGGCCAGGUUCGUGGCUGAAGGGGGCCCCGAGUUAGAGAAGGUCGCUAUGGAGGACUACAAGGAUAAUCCGGCUUUUUCGUUUUUGCACGAUAAGAACAGCAGAGAAUUCCUUUACUACAGAAAGAAAGUGGCAGAGAUAAGGAAAGAGAAUCAAAGUUCUCAGGCAGCCUCUUCCCACAAAGUCUCGCCCCCAGACGACGAAGGGACGAGGGAGUCGGCGGAAAAGCUGGCCAGGUUUGUGGCGGCCGGGGGGCCCGAGGUGGAGGCCAUUGCCCUGCAGAACAACAGAGAGAACCCCGCUUUCAGGUUUUUGUACGAGCCAAACAGCAAAGGCUACAAGUAUUACAGGCAGAAGCUGGAGGAGUUCCGGAAGGCCAAGGCCAGCCCUGGCUGUGCCCCUUUCCCUGGAGAGCCCAGCCUGAAAAGGAAAACCAGCCCUGAGGCCUCCCCCUCCCCGCUGUGCUUCCCCUCCCUGCCUUUGCCCCUUCCCUCCCCGCUGCCUCUGCCCCUUCCCGUGCCCGUUCCCGCCCCUCUGCCCCUUCCCGUGCCCAUCCCCUCGCCCCUGCCCGUCCCCUCCCCUCUGCCCGUGCCCCUGGCAGUGCCCCCAGCCCUCCCUGUGCCCCCCUCCUCCCCCUCACCAUCCUCCUCCUCCACCACCCCCCCUGACCAGACGACCCCCACCACCCCCACGGCCGCUCCGGGCACCACCAAAAAGAAGCGGAAGAGCCGGUGGGGGCCGGAGGAGGACAAGGUGGAGCUGCCCCUCCCACAGCUGGUGCAGCAGCUGGACUCUCCCUCCCCUCUCUCAGUCCAGGACCUGAAGGGCCUUGGCUACGAGAAGGGGAAGCCCGUGGGCCUGGUGGGUGUGACCGAGCUCUCCGAGGCCCAGAAGAAGCAGCUGAAGGAGCAGCAGGAGAUGCAGCAGAUGUACGACAUGAUCAUGAAGCACAAACGGGCCAUGCAGGAGAUGCAGAUGAUGUGGGAAAAGGCCAUCCAGCAGCACCAGCACGGCUAUGACAGUGAUGAGGAGGUGGACAGCGAGCUGGGCACCUGGGAGCACCAGCUGAGGCGCAUGGAGAUGGAUAAGACACGAGAGUGGGCCGAGCAGCUGACCCAGAUGGGCAGAGGGAAACAUUUCAUCGGGGACUUCCUCCCGCCCGACGAGCUGGAGAAGUUCAUGGAGACCUUCAAGGCGCUGAAGGAGGGGCGGGAGCCGGAUUACUCGGAGUACAAGGAGUUCAAGCUGACCGUGGAGAACAUUGGCUACCAGAUGCUGAUGAAGAUGGGCUGGAAGGAAGGAGAGGGGCUGGGAUCAGAGGGGCAGGGCAUUAAGAACCCUGUCAGCAAGGGCACCACGGCUGUGGAUGGGGCUGGCUUUGGGAUCGACCGCCCCGCUGAGCUCACCAAGGAGGACGACGAGUACGAGGCGUUCCGCAAGAGGAUGAUGCUGGCGUAUCGGUUCCGCCCCAACCCGCUGAACAACCCACGGCGACCCUAUUACUGAGGAGGGGCUGGGGCAGGACCUCCUGGGGGGCAGCUGUGCCCUCCUGGCUGUGGAUCCGACGGAGCUGCUCCAUCAAUCCCGUCUUUCCCGCUGUUUCCCAACUGCCCCGAGGCCUCAGCGCCCGCCUCUGUCCCAGAGGGAAGGCCUGGAGGCCCCCCCAGGUGCCACCACAGGGACAGGGAUGGGUUGGGGGGUUUGGGGAGGGAACAUGGAAGGGGCAGCACCAAAGAUCCCCCCCUCCCCACCAUGGAGCAGUUUGGGGGGGACUCCCAUCCAUGGAAUCCAUCCAAGGAAUGUUGGUUGGGGGUUUUUUUUUGUGUGGGAUACCGACUGGUCUCGAAGCUUGUGCUGCUCUGGGGAUGUUU
Messenger RNA from Myiozetetes cayanensis, 2466 nucleotides. It is a transcript of the gene SUGP1, whose product is annotated as SURP and G-patch domain containing 1. Gene Ontology annotation, molecular function: RNA binding. NCBI's taxonomy places the organism in Eukaryota, Metazoa, Chordata, Aves, Passeriformes, Tyrannidae. The record is from RefSeq and is a predicted model, not a curated record. The coding region runs from base 26 to 2101 and encodes 691 amino acids. Gene Ontology annotation, biological process: RNA processing. Gene Ontology annotation, cellular component: nucleoplasm. The transcript is spliced from 14 exons.